Quercus lobata is the source of this 1649-nucleotide messenger RNA. RefSeq names its product NAC transcription factor 32-like. The transcript has 3 exons. The record is from RefSeq and is a predicted model, not a curated record. The coding region runs from base 56 to 949 and encodes 297 amino acids. Gene Ontology annotation, molecular function: DNA binding. Lineage: Eukaryota; Viridiplantae; Streptophyta; Magnoliopsida; Fagales; Fagaceae. Gene Ontology annotation, biological process: regulation of DNA-templated transcription.
UUGUACUGUACACAGAUUUCUCAUUUUGAUAAUCUCAAAGUUACGUUUUGUGGCAAUGUUUUCUUCUCCCGAGAAUAGUGGUGAUUUCGAUAAUUCACCACCUCCGCCACCACCACCACCACCACCACCUCCGUACGCAACAAGUCCAUUUUAUCAUGAUGAUCAUAAUGAGGAAAAAGAACCUGCAGACCAAGAAGGGCAUGCAUCAAAUUCAUUUUAUCAUGAUGAGGACAAAGAAGCUGACCAAGAAGAGCGAGAAAAAGAAGAAGAAGAAGAUCCGGAAGAGCAACAUUAUUUAGCAGAGUUCCUCGAUGAUUUGCUGAUGGAGCUGCAAGAUGAUGAGGAUGAUGAGGAUGAGGAGGAUGAGGAACCAGCACAGAAGCAGCAGAACUGCAACUUCGGGUAUAAGUUUCGACCCACUGACUACGACCUCAUCGUGCAUUAUUUGAUCAAGAAAAUCUUGGAUCAACCCUUGCCUUGUAAUCGGGUUGUGGAUGAUGAAGAUGAACUACUCUAUCGCUGCACCCCAGAAAGGAUUGCAGAAAACAACAGCAAUUAUGGAGAAACUGCAUGGUACUUUUUUACUCGAAGGAAACAACAGUAUCGAAAAGGAAAACGUCCAAUUCUAGCAUCUGGUGAUGGAUAUUGGAAGGCCAUGGGAGAUGACAAGGAAAUCAAAUCCAAAGAAAUUGUAGUUGGGUAUAAGAAGAAAUUUGUUUUCUAUAGGGGAAAUCCUCUAAGCGGUGACAAGACAAAUUGGAUCAUGAAAGAAUAUAGAAUUACUCAUCCUUCUAUAGAAAGAAAUCCAAGAAUUAAAAAUGGCAAGAGGAUUGAUAAAUGGAUUUUGUGUAAGCUUUAUAAGAGAAAGGAGGGAAUAUCAAGGAAGAAUCGUACCCAAAAGGCAUGUUCCAAAUCUCAUGCUAAUGAAAUGAUAGAACUGAGUCCAUGACAAAUGUUGAUCCGAAAACAGAGAAAGUUGAUACUGUCCAAAAUAAGUGUCAGAAGCUUUCAGAUGACGAUGAGCCAAUAAGCCAUAUGAAUGAUUACUAGCAAGUAGCAACUUAGUGGCUCUUUGAAUGUUUAGCAUGAACCAAAGUUUUUUAGUAUUAAUGUUUACCCAUUUACAUAGUCAUCAGCGUGUGAAACAUAGCUUCUAAAUUGUUUCACCAUAUCUAGUUACAUUGGCUGAAGAAACUGUUUGGAAGUUUGCAAAAGAGAAGGUGAACGGUCCUCACAGUGGAGUGUAGAAUGCUAUGGUUUGCUGUAAUUGAUGACCAGAAGACUUUCUCAUCUAAUGCUCUAGUUUACAGUAGGUGCUCUGUAGUGAUGUAAUGGCCUUUGUCAUUGGCAUUUGUUUGUCUUUUUUGUUUCAAUCAGUAAGCUUGGCUGUACAGGAGUUGUUUUGCUGUGUCAGGGCUGAAUAGCUCUGUUGUUUAGUUUGGAUUCUUUACCUGUUGUUCCUGUGUUUGGUCUGUAUUGGCCUGUUGUGUACUUUGAUUGAUCCCAAAAAAAAAUGGUGAUCGGUCCUCUCUACUUCCCAACAAAUCCUGCAGCAAUUGUGAUUUUGAACUUAAUGAACAAUAUUUGUUCUUUGCUGAAGUUUAUUACAGAUUGUAAAUCCUGGUUUUUGAUUCAUCUCAAUAAGUAUU